Molecule: messenger RNA, 1191 nt
Organism: Aspergillus nidulans FGSC A4
Lineage: Eukaryota; Fungi; Ascomycota; Eurotiomycetes; Eurotiales; Aspergillaceae
Product: serine hydrolase domain-containing protein
Exons: 2
Coding region: 1-1191 (396 amino acids)
Source: RefSeq, a predicted model, not a curated record
AUGUCUGAUUUUGAUGCUCUUCUCGCCGAGUACACAAACAGGGAAAACCCUAAAGCCCACGGCGUUAUUUGUAAAUGCGUCGAUCGAAAUGGAAACGAAAUUUACAGCAAAGUAGCAGGUUACGACUCCCUUUCUCCUGAUGCGCAGCCCCUCCGCGAAGACGCCGUUCUUCGAAUUGCGAGCGCGACAAAACUCAUCACUAGUAUUGCUUUGCUGCAAUGCGUGGAAAAAGGAUUAGUCGGACUCGACGAACCGAUCAGCAGAGUACUUCCAGAAUUUGCCGACAAGCAGAUCCUGACCGACGUUGUCGGCUCAGACCUUGUCUUUGGGCCCAGCAAAGUCCCUGUUACUGCGCGACACCUUCUCACGCAUACCUCGGGCUUAGGUUAUUAUUUCACGAAUAAGUUACUCUCUUUGAGAGCGGAGGCUCUCGCCCGUGCCGGGGUAAAGCCCUCACUCCGGAUCACGGACCGGUUCGAUAUCCCGCUCGUCUUUGAACCGGGCACAGGCUGGUUGUAUGGAUGCAGCCUCGACUGGGCGGGUGUGGCUGUGAGUCGCCUGAACGGCGGCAUUUCGCUGGAACAGUACAUGGUGGAGAAUAUCUGGCAGAAGUUGGGUCUUUCUGCUCCAUUUCCGCACUUUAAUAUAGCUCGUCACCCAGGAUACCUUGCUCGUGCGAUGGGAGGGGCGCAGCAGACAUCAGAUGGUCGUCUCGAGCGACUUGAUACGUGGAGUUUCGACAACCCCGAGGAUCAGGAUGGGGGCAGUGGGCUUUCAUGCACUGCGAAGGAUUAUGUUGCAGUCCUCGCGGACCUGGUCUCGGACUCGCCCAAGCUCCUUAGACUGGAAACAAUCGCGGAGAUGUUCAGGCCUCAGCUUGAGUCAAAGUCUGCUAGUGUCGAUAUGCUGCUCCAACUGCGCUUCGCCUGGGAUAUUGUUUCAGGGCCGGUCUCGGGAGAUGCUGUCAACCAUGGGCUAGCGGGAAUAUUGUGUCUCGAUGAGGUAGCCGAGAUAGGGCAGCCGCGAGGCAUGCUUGGAUGGGGAGGAGCUUCAAAUAUCGUCUGGUGGGUAAACCGAGAGCGAGGCGUGGCCGGUUUCUUUGCGACUCAGCAGAUGCCGUUUGGGAAUGCCACCAUCAAGAACCUGGUGAAUGCUUGGAAGAAGGACUUUUGGGCAGGCUUUAAUGCAUAA